GAGGAUGACACCGCUCCUGCUGCAGCUGGUGGUGCUCGGGGCGGCUCUGGCGGCCGCAGCCCUGAUACUGGUUUCCUUUGUUGCAUUUAUAACUGCUAUGAAGACACCACACCUUCAUCGACAUGAUGAUGAGAAAUUCUUCCUAAAUGACAAAGGCCAAAAAGAAACUCUCCCCAGCAUUUGGGACCCACCUACUAAACAGCUUUCUGUUGUCGUGCCUUCAUACAAUGAAGAAAAACGGUUGCCUGUGAUGAUGGAUGAAGCUCUGAGCUAUCUAGAGAAGAGACAGAAACAAGAUAGUACGUUCACUUACGAAGUGAUCGUAGUUGAUGAUGGCAGUCAAGACAAGACUUCAAAGGUAGCUUUUAAAUAUUGCCAGAAAUACGGAAGUGACAAAGUACGGGUGCUGACGCUGGUGAAGAAUCGUGGGAAAGGAGGAGCCAUCAGGAUGGGUAUAUUCAGUUCUCGAGGAAAAAAGAUUCUUAUGGCGGAUGCAGAUGGAGCCACUAAGUUUUCAGACAUUGAUAAGUUGGAAAAGGGACUGGAGGAGCUGCGGCCUUGGCCUGAUAAUAUGGCCAUUGCAUGUGGAUCCCGAGCUCACCUGGAGAAAGAAUCAAUUGCUCAGCGUUCCUACUUCCGGACUCUCCUCAUGUAUGGGUUCCACUUUCUGGUAUGGUUCCUUUGUGUCAGAGGAAUUAGGGACACACAGUGUGGGUUCAAACUGUUCACGCGAGAAGCAGCUUCCUGGACGUUUUCAUCUCUGCACAUUGAACGAUGGGCAUUUGAUGUAGAACUGCUUUACAUAGCACAGUUCUUUAAAAUUCCAAUAGCAGAAGUUGCUGUCAACUGGACUGAAAUUGAAGGUUCUAAAUUAGUUCCAUUUUGGAGCUGGCUACAGAUGGGCAAAGACCUCCUUUUUAUACGACUUCGUUAUUUGACUGGGGCCUGGAGGCUUGAGAAGACUAGAAAAAAGAAUUAGCUUAUUUACUGCCUUUGAUUAUAUUCUUACACAUUAUUGUCUCAUUUCAUGUGAAAUUAAAAUUUUGAUUAAAGCUGGAAU
Elephantulus edwardii (Cape elephant shrew) is the source of this 1060-nucleotide messenger RNA. RefSeq names its product ALG5, dolichyl-phosphate beta-glucosyltransferase (gene ALG5). The record is from RefSeq and is a predicted model, not a curated record. The coding region runs from base 5 to 979 and encodes 324 amino acids. NCBI's taxonomy places the organism in Eukaryota, Metazoa, Chordata, Mammalia, Macroscelidea, Macroscelididae. Gene Ontology annotation, cellular component: endoplasmic reticulum membrane. The transcript has 10 exons.